Rhineura floridana is the source of this 6022-nucleotide messenger RNA. RefSeq names its product pleckstrin homology and RhoGEF domain containing G5 (gene PLEKHG5). Gene Ontology annotation, molecular function: guanyl-nucleotide exchange factor activity. Bases 169 to 3462 code for a protein of 1097 amino acids. Gene Ontology annotation, biological process: endothelial cell migration; Rho protein signal transduction. Lineage: Eukaryota; Metazoa; Chordata; Lepidosauria; Squamata; Rhineuridae. The transcript has 22 exons. Gene Ontology annotation, cellular component: axon; endocytic vesicle; plasma membrane. The record is from RefSeq and is a predicted model, not a curated record.
CCCGGCCUCUCCGUGGGCGGGCCGCGGGGGUCGAGCCGCCGCCUCCUGGCGUCGGGCUGGAGCGGGGCUUUGUCUCUGCCGCCGGCAGGUCUGCGCUUGCGGCGAGGAUAGAGGCGGCGCCGUGCCGGUGCGCGGGGACUUCUGACGCGGCGGCGGCGGCGGCCGAGCAUGAGGCAGCGGCUGGGGGACCCGCGAGGCUGGGGUGACGGCCGAGGGGCCCGCGAGGGGCUGCCCCGCCGAGGCUCCCUCCGAGCGAAAUCCCACGGAAGUUCUUGCGUCUCAGCUCCCUCUGGAAUUUCUCAGGCAGGAAACACGAAAGGUUGCCGGAUAUGCCACCAUGCCGAAUGCCAGCAGCUGAACCACAGCAACCCCCUCCACUUGUGCGAGGCGUGUGACGGACACUUCCACAGCGCCAUGCACUUUGACGGGCACAUCCGCUUUGACCUGCAGCCACAAGGUUCUAUCCUGGCCCGGAAUGUCUCCACCCGGUCAUGUCCACCACGCACCAGUCCUGCCUCAGAUCUGGAGGAGGAGGAUGAAGGGCUGAUUGAUGGGAAAGGGGACAGAAAGAGCUCCGCCUUGAAGUUGCCGAAGAAGAAAGCCCGGAGGCGGCACACAGAUGACCCCAGCAAGGAAUGCUUCACCGUGAAGUUUGAUUUGAACGUAGACAUUGAGAUGGAGAUUGUGCCAGCGAUGAAGAAGAAGGCGCUGGGCGAAGUCCUGCUGCCGGUCUUUGAGAGGAAGGGGAUUGACUUGUCCAAAGUGGACAUCUACCUGGACCAGUCCAAGACUCCCCUGUCGCUUAACUUUGAGGCGUACCGUUUUGGGGGGCAUUACCUGCGUGUGAAAGCCAAACCUGGGCAGGAGCUCAAAGUGGAACAGGCAUUGAAAGACUUCAAGUCGCUGAGUUUGCCCAUCCUCCGUCCCGCAGGCACCGGCCCGUCCUUUCCCUGCACCCCCUCUCUGGAUCGGCUGGAGCAGCUGUCGAUGAGGAGGGAGAGUGCCGACAUUCUGGUGCCCGGAAGGCAAAGGAAGAACAUGAAUGAAUUCCUGGGUGACUCCAGCAUCCCGAGCCAGGAUCCCUCCCAGCCCGUCAGCACCUCCCUGUCCAGCAAUGGCACUGACACGUGGAAGAACCGGGCUGCCAGCCGCUUCAGCGGCUUCUUCGCCUCCGGCAGUAGCGCCAGUCCCUCUGCACGGGAGAUGGACAAGAUGGAACAGCUAGAGAGCAAACUGCACACCUACAGCAUCUUUGGUUUGCCGAAGUUCCCCCAGCAGCUCCGCUUCGAUCAGGACUCCUGGGAGGAGGAGGAAGAGGAGGACGACACCACUCUGUGCCUGGAAGAGAGUUGGCAGGAGAUCAUCGAGGGCACAGAGGUUUUGACACGCCGGCAGUGCCACCAGCAGGAAGCUAUUUGGGAGCUGUUGCACACAGAAGCCUCUUACAUCAAGAAGCUGAAGGUCAUCACAGAUCUGUUCCUGUGCUGUCUCUUGAGUUUGCAGGAAUCAGGGCUGUUGUGUGAGGUGGAAGCUGAUCGCCUUUUCAGCAACAUCCAGGAAAUCAUCCAGCUGCACCGAGCUCUCUGGAAAAGCGUCAUGGCCCCCGUGUUGGACAAGGCCAGGGCCAGCCGGGCUUUGCUGGACCCCAACGACUUCUUCAAGGGCUUCAAGAUGUUUGGAUCCCAUUUCAAACCUUAUAUCCGCUACUGCAUGGAGGAGGAAGGAUGCAUGGAAUACAUGCGGAAUUUGUUACGGGACAACGAGCUCUUCCGCAUCUACGUCACGUGGGCAGAGAAGCACAAGCAGUGCAAUCGGCUGAAGUUGAGCGACAUGCUGGUGAAGCCCCACCAGCGCCUCACCAAGUACCCGCUGCUGCUGAAGUCGGUGCUUAAGAAGACGGAAGACCCCCGCACCCGAGAAGCCAUCAUCACCAUGAUCAACUCGGUGGAGCGCUUCAUCAACCACGUCAACUCACGCAUGCGCCAGCGCCAGGAACAGCAGCGCCUGGCGACCAUCGUCAGCCGCAUCGACGCCUACGAGGUGGUGGAGGGCAGCACCGAUGAAGUGGACAAGAUCCUGAAGGAGUUUUUGUGCCUGGACCUGACGGCCCCCAUCCCAGGAACCUCACCUGAGGAGACACGGCAGCUUCUGCUGGAGGGGAGCCUUAAAAUGAAGGAAGGCAAAGACAGCAAGAUGGACGUUUACUGCUUUCUGUUCACGGACCUCUUCCUCAUCACCAAGCCAGUGAAGAAGGCUGAACGCACAAAGGUGAUCCGCCAGCCGUUGCUGGUCGACAAGCUGGUGUGCCGUGCUCUCAAGGAUCCCGGUUCCUUCCUGUUGAUCUACCUGAAUGAGUUCCGGAGUGCAGUGUGUGCCUACACCUUCCAGACCAGCGGGCAGUCUCUGUGCCGGAGCUGGAUUGAUGCCGUCUGCAAUGCCCAGAACAAGCUUCAGCACCUGCGCCCCCAGGAGCACCAGCGGAGCCAGCAGCAGCAGCUGCAGAGCCUAGAGGAGGAAGAGGAGGAGGAAGAGGAUGGGGAGAGUGGCACCUCAGGGGCCAGCUCCCCCACAAUCCAACGCAAGAGCACCAACAGCUUGGAUUCGCAACAGUGCCUCUCGGACGGCUCCACCGAGACUAUUUCUGUUGUGGUGGUCGAUGCCAGCGAUGGGCCCUCUUCGCCCAAUUUUGAGGCUGCUCCCUUUGGCUCCCCAUCGGAUGAGGCUUCCAUCAGCACCACGGCCUCCUCCACGCCCUCCUCCCUGGAGCUGUGCGAGGUCCUCCCGGCCAGCGCCAACUGCUGUCUCAAACCAGAGCCUGGCCCGUGCCGCUCAGCCUCCAUCGACAGCGCCUACGGGACUCUCUCGCCCACCUCUGUCCAGGAGUUUGCCGACCAGCAGCGACGACGGCAGCAGCAAGAGGCCACAGGGGCUGCGGAGGAUGAGGCACCCUCACAACGGGCUAGCUCCCCAAAGCUGCGCAGGCAGACGCCGGUCCAGCUCCUGCCUGUAAAGACCAAGGUGCUGAAGUCCAAGUCGGAGGCAAACCUCUUGCAGCUGGUCCCGGCUGCUCUGCAGCUGACCCAAAGCAAGAGCCUCUCUGAGCUCUGCCCAGUGCUGUUCCUGCUGGGCUCUCCGCGGACUAACGGAGCCAGGAGCCAGGGGUGCGCGGGCGCCUGCAGCAGCAGCAGCAGCAACAGCAGCACCUCGGAGCUGUCGGAGGCUGAGGAGGGGCCACUGAGCAGGAUCUGCCUCUCUCCAGAGCUGGCUGCCACCUCUCAAGAAGGGCCGCGGCCUCCUUGCUGGCUGGCCAGAGAGGGCCGGAGAGGAGAGGAGGUGCCUGCCGCCUGCCGGACUCUGCUGGACCCGCCGGCAACCCAGCAUCGCAAGCUGACGCUGGCGCAGCUCUACCGCAUCCGGACCACGUUGCUCCUCAACUCCACGCUCACUGCCUCGGAGGUGUGAAGACAUGACGGACGUGCAAACCCAGAGCGAGAGGUGCCACGCCCAGCGCCGGAAGGUCCCACGUUGUCUUUACGUUCUGUAGCGCCACAAGCCUUUGGCGUUGGAAACCCUUUCUUGCCCCUUGGGUGGCUGGCGGUGCGCCACCAGCUCAACCGGACGUGGGUGCGAAGACAAAGCACACCAUCCCGCAAGCACAGAGCCCACACCUAGGCAGCCCGGCAGCCGGCACAGCGAUGUGGGCAAAGUGUGUGUGUGUGUACAAGGCCUGUGCGCAUGUGGCAACUGUGCACAUCAGUGCUUGGGUUCGAGUGUGGAAGAGGCAGCCUGACAGUGGAGACGAGAGGCCGCUGCGCCCAGCAACGGCUGUUGGCGCAUGCAAGGACUUCACAGGACUUUGUCCCCUAAACCCCUUUCUUUGCCUGCACAGAACCCUCGUGUGCUGCACCCAGACUCUGCGGGAGUAAGAGUCAGACAGACUGCACUCCCUUUGACAAGGACCUGCGGGGCAGGGUGGGGCUGUCCUUCCAAAACAAUGCACUUUGGAAUGUUAUCUUGUACAGUGCCCAGAUACAUGGGCAUUAACAGGACUACCGUGGGACAUUUUUAACCCAGUUUCCUCCCUCUGCCUUGCUAAUUAACAGAGAAGUUCUCCUGUGCAAACCUUGAAAAUAAUGAGAGUUUUUGCAUGGUGCUGCUGGGCAGGGAGGGCCCCACUAUUCGACAGAGUGAGGCAGCUGCCUCGGGGUCAAUGCCAGAGGGGGUAGCAGACCCCCACACUUCCCUCUGGGCCGCCUGAGCUAGCCUGCUGCCCUCAGGUACAGUGGGGGAUAUUGUCCCAUUGCCAGUAUUGAAGUAAGAUCCACCUGCUGGCAGACAAAUGCCUUGGGCCAGCCCAGUGGGUCAGAUGGGUGUCUCUCACUGCUCCAGCCCACAGUGGGUCAGAUGGGUGUCUCUCACUGCUCCAGCCCACAGUGGGUCAGAUGGGUGUCUCUCACUGCUCCAGCCCACAGUGGGUCAGAUGGGUGUCUCUCACUGCUCCAGCCCACAGUGGGUCAGAUGGGUGUCUCUCACUGCUCCAGCCCACAGUGGGUCAGAUUGGUGUCUCUCACUGCUCCAGCCCACAGUGGGUGCCCUCUCUUGGCACAUGGCCUGCCUGAUUCUGAACAUUUGCGUAAUGUCUAGGUCAAGGAAGCAAAAUCUGAAUGGAGACGCUAGCUCUCUUUUUCUGCGCCUGCAGACAGCUCAUACAGUGGUGGAGGCCCUUGUGGCAUUGCCAGGUUCCCGGGUGUAGUUGGGGGGCGGGGAAUUCCGUGUGGAUCUGUACUAAUUAGAAAGUUCAGAGGUGGGGGCUUUCACCUUCGUACCAUUGGUUGUCUUGUGGAUGCAAUAACCAGGAUGGCUGCCAUCUCUUGCAAGGUGUGCUGCUGCAUCCAAGGGUGUCUUUACAUCAAAUUAUGCAAAGGGCAUCAUUUGUUCAACUCGUGGCUUUUCCUGGGGAGGGCAUGCAAACGGCUGAUGUUGCCUUUGGCUUGCACCCAGGAAAGUGACCUGAGUAUACCAUGGGAGCCCUGCCAACUUGGUGGCAAUAGCCCAAACUGGUUGCAAGGCCCUGAGUCCUGGGCAGAAGUGCCCUCCCCCAUCUUUGCCCUUGCUUUGCGGAGCUGCACGAGGAGGGAGCCAGAAUGUUGAGAAGGAGAGAAGAAGUGGAAAGUCUUGUUCACAUGCAGGGGAAUCUGAGCGCUGGGGUAGGAACAAGAAGGGUGCUUGUGAGCCAAGGCGAUGGAGACAGGGAAUGUCUGGGCAGCUGGAAGGGUUGGAGCCAAGUGGCCACUUUGGGAGCCGGCAGAAGCAGGCGCAAGCCAGGAAGCUGGGAAAACGAGAGCCCGAGGAGGGGGGUGCCUAGACUGGUGCCAUGUUCAAAAGAGCCUGCCCCAUCUGCAGGGGGCAUCGGAGGCCCAUGACUUGCGUCCGAAUGCCUCUGGGCAAGGGUCUCACCAGGCCUCACUCCUCAGCCCUGCCCUGUUAUUCUAUGCUUGGGAAACCUUGCAGCAAAACGGCCCCUUCCCACCCCGACUACUUGGGAGGCGGGGGCGAGAGGGGGGAGUUUUGUUAGCUGUUCCUGGCUGUUAAACCAGUAAUAAGCCUGUUGGCAUUGGAGGUGUCACAAUGGAGAGCAGAGUCUGCAAGGGGAAAAAGAGAGAGACCUCCCCCCCCCAUCUGUUUUCAUGUGAAAGAUUUAGCCAGCUGGUGUAUUUGUGCAUGUGUGUUUUCAAGUUGCAUAUUUAUUAAGCUUAACCCUCCCCGUUGCAUCUGGCUCCACUCUGACCCCCCAUGCAGCUAUCUGUGUCCUCCCACUAGGGAGGUGAGGAAGCAUUCAUAGGCCAGGUCCUUUUAUACCACUUCAUGUACUGAUAGUUGUGACACACACACACCCCGCCUGCCCGCAGCCUCCUGAUAUUAGGCAGAUGCGUCGGUUGUAGCUGCCCUUCUCAUGCUCAUGUCACUGUUCCGUGCCAUCAGCAUAAUGGAUGAACCAUUAAACACAGGCCAGAUCUCCCAA